CAUUGUACAUACUAUUAAAGAAAAUACAUGCAAAGGUAGCAGGACCCAACAGAAAGGGCACUGAGCAAAGAAACAGUUGGCAAAAUUUCCCAUUUGCUUAAAUAAGGUCAAGCUGUCAGCUUUUCAGCUCAUUUUACUUCCAGCUCUUACAGAACCCUGUCAUCUUAAUUUCUCUCUCAAUUGUUUUCCGAAUAUGCAGAUGAUUAUUACUGUAUUUACUUCUCUCCGUGAGGGAUUUAAACACCAAUAAGUUAAAUUAAUUACAGCUAGAUUCAAAGGUCCUACACCCAUACUGGAGACUAUACAUAUUCACAGAUUUGAAGCCUUACUUAAUUAUACUUUAAACGUUGUGUCCUGAAUCACACACCUUGAUCCACCUCACGUAAAAGAGUUAUGUUCCAGGCAGGCUUUAAGAAUGACAAGCUAAAUAACCUUACAGUCAAACACACCUCACAGACUGAAGUUGUAACUCGUAUUAGAAAGGCUGCAACGCUUUUUAUAGCCAGCUGCCUUAGACAGCUUAUUUUUAUCUCGAUCUUCAUGUUUUCAUUUCAUUACAUUAUAGGGCUUUCACCUACCUAGCUGGCAACGUGUACUCUUUCAUUUAAGACUGUACAAAGUAUGCAAUCAUAGCAACUGUAACUACGCUGCUGAUUUUCUUUUGUCAUGUCUAAAAGACUGGCCAUUUCAGCACCUACAAAAAACAGCUUGGCCCAAAGGAACUUGAUAAACCCAAGCCUUCUAUUAAAAUACCAGCUUCACAGAAGCGUUUUUUUCCUCCCUUAUUUUAUAUUAAAAAGUCUGGAAGAAGUCUCGCGAGUGGAUUAUCCUUAUAAAUCUCCGAUUUUUGUUUUGUUACUAAACGUCACUUGUUGCUAAGGAAGAACAGAGAAGAUCAAAGGACUUUAACAAAACUGGAAAGCUAAAGGUGAGAGCGUUUUGCUUUCUUUCUCAUUCUUUCAAGAUUUAUCACUGAACUACAACAAUUGCUGGUUAUAGUUCUAUAAAAAAGACUGCAUGCAGAGAUGUGAUCCCACUUUGCUACUUCAUCCUUAACUCCAAACGUCGAACAACAGCUCAGUUCUCUUUGCUUAUCAAUGUGAGCAUGCAUUCAACCAGACUGUUCACAAAUCCAUACGCAAUUGAAGUCCUACGAAUUAAAAGAGAGGAGCUAAUAGAAGGCAUAAGUGACCCAGACCACCUGCUGAACUGGCUGAUAGACAAUGGCAUUUUUUCCCCGGAAAAAAAGAUGGUCAUGAGUUUCUACAGGACACGAACAGAAAAGAACUCCCGAGUUUUAGACAUCCUGAUUUCUCAAGGCGAACGAGCCUGCAGGCUCUUUUUUUAUCCUUGUUUAAAGCAGGUGGAGCCAAAACUUUAUAAUGAGAUGAGAAAAUAUGUCAGCGAAGUUAAUGACAGCAUCAGAGAUGCAAGAAGACAAUUGGUAGGAUACUUACUUGAAAAAGACAAGGUUUGGUUUGAAAAUAGGAGUGAAAGGCACAAGGAAAAAAAAGAGACUCCUAGAAGAAAAAAGCAAGAUUGGGCUAUUAAGACCAGAAAAAAAGAAACCCACCUUUCAAGAGCAGCAAAACCUAGAAAAGGUCGUUCUGAUAGAGGCAUCUUUGGUGCAGUUGCUAAGGGCUGUCUUUCAGAGAUAGAGAAAACACUGAAAGAUAAUGAUAUUAACGCACUGAACUCCUCAAGAGAAACCCUUCUGCAUGUCGCAGCCGCUAACGGACACCUAGCAGUAAUGGAAUAUUUGAUCAGCAGAGGCGCUAAGCCAGAUGUGAAGGACAAGAAAGGAAGAACACCACUGCACAGGGCUGCCGAGAAGGGCCACGGUGAUGCAGUGAAAGUGCUUCUGCGGUGCGGCGCUUCCAUGUACAGCUUGGAUACAGAAGGCAAGAUGCCGCUUCAUGUGGCCGCGCAGAACAGCCACGGUCAUGUACUGACGGUGCUCCUGAGGGAAGAGGCAAGAAGCUACAGGAACCAGCACAACUUUUUGCACAGAGCAGCUCUUAAAGAUGAGAGCAGUCUGGUGGAAAGGCUUUUAAAGAGCGGUGCCUCUGUUGAUGGAAAAGAUGAAAGAGGACAGACCGCUCUCAGUUAUGCUCUUUCUCAGGGGUUUGAAAACACUGCAAAAGUGCUGCUAGAGGCUGGAGCCAGAGUUGACUCCAGCAUGGCUGAAAGAGCCUUCAACAGCAACAACCCAUCCAUCUUCAAAGUGCUGCUGGAGUAUUCUAAAGAUCUGCCAUCCGACCUGAUGGAGUCAGCUCUUUUUAAAGCUGUACAAAAAAAUCUGCACGACAUUGUAGCAGUUUUAGCUGACCGAGGUACAGAUGUGAACGCCUACAACGAAAUGCAGUACACUCCUUUACUCCUGGCGUGCGAAACAGGCAAGGCUGAGUCUGCAGAAGUUCUUAUCGAAAAGGGAGCAAGUUUGGGUAUAAAGACUCCUGCUUCAGACUCAGCUUUGCACUUGGCAGUUCAGGCUGGGGCUGCCCCCAUCACAAAGCUGCUCCUGCGCAAAGGGAUGGAAGUUAACCUUACGAAUCAGGCAGAUGAAACCCCGCUCCAUGUCGCUGCACUGCACAAUAAAGCAGCGUUAGUUAGCCUGCUAGUCAACGCCGGGGCCAAAGUUAAUGCUGUCACUAAGGAGCUGGUGACUCCUCUGCACGUUGCAAGUCAGAGAGGUAACACUGACGUUGCCCAACAGCUGUUGCAGCACAAAGCCAGUGUUAAUGCUAAGGACAGGCAGUCAAAAUCACCUUUACAUUAUGCUUCUGAAAAAGGAGACGAAACAAUGGUGGAGAUGCUUCUGGAUGCUAACGCUGACCCCAACGCACAAGACAAAGAGAAAAGGACCCCCCUGCACGCUGCAGCUGAGGGAGGACAUCUCGGCGUCGUCAGAGUACUGUUGGCUACAAAAGGAAGACUUGGGGUUAAGGACAUGCAUGGAUGUACUCCUUUGCACUAUGCGGCCAUCAAAGGAAACACAGAGAUUGUAAAACUUCUUCUGACAUCAGGGAAAAAUAAGAAUAUUGAUGACAGAAACAUUUGGAGAAAGACCGCACUGCAUAUUGCAGCGGAAUAUGGACACGGUGACUUGAUAAAUUUGUUACUGAGUUACGGGGCAGCCAUCAAUGCUUUAGACAACAGUAAGGACACUCCUUUGCAUUGUGCUUGCAAGGCCGGUCAUUUAAAUGCUGUAAUUUCCCUCAUCAACUGGUCACAAGGAGAAAAAGCAAACCUACUGGCUGCUAACAGUCUCAAAAAGACCCCGCUGCAAGUAGCAGAAUCUAACAGAACAGAAAAUCAGGCCCAAAUUGUCGCACUUUUGAAAAAGAAAAUGUUAAUAACAAGAUGAAUAUGUAAAGCACACAUUUUAAAAUGUAAAUGCAGAGUUAUUCUUUAAAAUAAUUUGGAUAGUGCUGUUGCCCAGUAUGACUGAAAAUUAUGUUAGGACAGGCAGAAUUAAGUCAGUAAUCAAAGGAGGCCACGGAAAAAGCCAAAAGCUGUAUCUUAGUGUUGGUCAAGUUCAGAUUUACUACAGCUGCUUCUUCAUGCUAACAAAUCCUGUCACAAGGCUUGAUAUAAUCCAACCAGGAGAGUGGUGGGGCCUCAAAGCUUUGCUACGAGAGUGUUGCUGUCUUCAGGGCACUACUGGGCUCUGCACCAAUGUUCAAUAUCGGCCUGGACCCUCUUUGGAUGUGUGUUAUACCCUAUCUUGUGACUUUAACAUAACCUAGGAUUAUAAAAAAUUGAUUUCUGUCUUUCAUUACAGCAUUUGGUUUGUUUUUGUCUCUUUUUAAGCAGAGAGAAUGAAAUCAACCUACCA
Molecule: messenger RNA, 3838 nt
Organism: Anas platyrhynchos (mallard)
Lineage: Eukaryota; Metazoa; Chordata; Aves; Anseriformes; Anatidae
Product: CARD- and ANK-domain containing inflammasome adapter protein-like
Biological process (GO): regulation of apoptotic process
Molecular function (GO): protein binding
Source: RefSeq, a predicted model, not a curated record